UCCCCUCAUGCUAAUAAGCGGUGACGUCACCGGAAGACAGGCGCUACCUCUCUGCUUCCGGCAGAUCUUCCUUUAAAGGCGCAUUUAAAGCGCAGCUGCAGCCGCGGAUCAUCUAUGCAACGACGGAGCGGCGGGAAGAACGGAGCGGCGGACAGGACCGGAGGACUUUGGGUUGCAGUCUGGACCGAGCCGCAGCGUCUCCGAGACAUUUAUGAGGCUUUCACGUCCUUUUGACUGAUCGGCCAAUCGAUGGGGAUUUUCAGAGGAGCUCCGCCCGCCGUGGUUCAUUGAGCCCUCCAUCCAGCCCCCCCAACACAGAAUGACUCUGGAGCUGACCGAAUGGUCUUCUAUACGGAUUUUUACAGCUUGUAAUAGACAGUAAAGGGGGCGGAGCUCCAUGACAAACGAGCCAUAAACGCCACACACACUCGCACAGACACACACACUCACACACACACACAAGCUGAAACAAACCAAAACUGAAGCUUUCGGUCAGCUUCCUGGAAAGUUCCUUUGAAGUUUUGCUGCUUCCCAGAGUUUAGGAAAACGGAUUUCCAAACGGAACCCGGAGUUUCUGUGUUUUUACGCUCUUUAGUGUUUUUAAAUCCUCUGAAGUUUCAGGUCUUUAGUGGAUCAGCUGAUGAAAGCCCUGAAGCGUCUGCAGCUUCAGUCGUCAUUCUGUCCGGGAUCGUUUUUAUUCCAUCAGUUGGAUCAGGAAACGUCAUCGUUCAUUCACCGGGAGGAACCACAAAGCAUUUGGAGGCGGUCCUUCUGUGGCUCCGUAGACCCGCCGGCGUUCUGCUGCGUGCAUGCCCUCCACCAUGCCCCCCCAGAACACCGAGGCUGACGCGGUGCCGGUGGGAUCUCUGGGCGGCGGCGGCAAACGAUGCGGCGCGUCAGGCCACGAGGAGGACAAAGGUGGAGCGGGCGGCGAGGCGGACGGAGCGGGAGGGGCAGAGGAAUCGGCGAGCGAGGGAUCUGUGGAAGGAAUCACAGUGAAGAGAUGGGUGAUGCACGGCGCCGUCAUGUUCGGACGGGAGUUCUGCUACGCCAUGGAGACGGCGCUGGUGACGCCCGUCCUGCUGCAGAUCGGUCUUCCAGAGCAGUACUACAGUCUGACCUGGUUCCUCAGCCCGGUUCUCGGCCUGAUGUUCACGCCGCUCAUCGGCUCCACCAGCGACCGCUGCACGCUCCGCUGGGGCCGGAGGCGGCCCUUCAUCCUGGCGCUCUGCAUCGGAACGCUGAUGGGCGUGGCCUUGUUCCUGAACGGCUCGUUGAUCGGCCUGUCUCUGGGGGACGAACCCGGUAAGCAGCCGAUCGGAAUCGUUCUGACGGUUCUGGGCGUCGUGGUUCUGGAUUUCUGCGCCGAUGCCACGGAGGGUCCGAUCCGAGCGUACCUACUGGACGUGGCUGAUACCGAAGAACAAGACAUGGCGCUCAACAUCCACGCGGCUUCUGCGGGUCUGGGCGGCGCCGUGGGCUAUGCCCUGGGAGGUCUGGACUGGACGCACACCUUCCUCGGAGCGAUCUUCAAGUCCCAGGAACAGAUCCUCUUCAUCUUUGCCGCCAUCUUGUUCUCCGCCUCCGUGGUCCUCCACCUCUUCAGCAUCGAGGAGCAGCAGUACUCGCCACAGCAAGACCGGCUCGACCCGGAGAGUCCUGACCCCGCCCAUCAGCCAGCAAACGGCAGGGCUGGCUGUCCCGGGUUGGAGAUGAUUGGCGAGCACACCACCAUGGAGUCAUGUGACCUGUACGACUCUUACGACGAUAACCAUUCGGACCACGGAGACCUGGACUUCCUGCAGGUGGAGCUGGUGAGAAGUAAAAGUGACAGCGUGCUCGCCAUGGCGGACGCCACGCUGGACCACCUAGACCAUGAUGCUUUGUUCCUGUGCCACAUCGAGCCGUCCAUCUUCGCUGACCACCUCUCCCCCUAUCACGGCUCGCCCUCCAGGACCUCGUCCUUCUUCAAUGCCAGUCGCGGCGGUUCCCGUCCGCCGCUCGCCAACAUCAGGCGCAGCAGCAGCACCGGCAGUGAAGACUUGCUCCGCCCCCAUUUCACCAAUCAUCCUGCUCCAGCUCCGAGGGUUUCACGUCUUUCCGCUUUCUUGCAAGAACUGGAGAACGACGACGGUCAGGAGGCGCUGCUGAACAACCAGCUGAACGAGCAGCGGACGCUGAACGGACGGCUGCUCGCCGGCGUGGGCGGGGCCGAGAGAGCAAGCACCGACCGGCUGAGCUCUAAGGGGCAGGCGCACCGCGCUGGGAUGAUCAAAGCUGCCAGUACCGGCGCUCCAAUGCGGCAGUCCCGCCACCGCCACACCUUCUACCGCCAGCCGUCCUGCACCUUCUCCUACUACGGGCGCGUGGGCAGCCACCGAUACCGCUAUCGGCGCGCCAACGCCGCUUUCCUGAUCAAACCGUCACGCAGCAUGAGCGACCUGUACGAAGUGGAGGCUCGACACCGGAGGGCCAACCGGCAGAGGAACCGGCACCGCAGCCGGAACACCAACUCCUCCAGCGGAGACACGGAGAGCGAGGAGGGCGAGGUGGAAACCACCGUCCGGCUGCUGUGGUUGUCCAUGCUGAAGAUGCCUCCAGAGCUGUUGCGGCUGUGCGCUUGCCACCUGCUCACCUGGUUCUCCAUCAUCGCCGAGGCCGUCUUCUUCACGGAUUUCAUGGGUCAGGUCAUCUACAGCGGAGAUCCCACGGCGGCUGCAAACUCCACCUCCCUGGAGAACUAUCACCGCGGCGUUCAGAUGGGGUGCUGGGGGCUGGUUAUUUACGCCAUGACUGCGGCUACAUGCUCAGCGAUUCUUCAAAAGUAUCUGGAUAACUUUGACCUGAGCAUCAAAGUGAUCUACAUCCUUGGAACUCUGGGAUUCUCUAUAGGAACUGCCGUCAUGGCCAUCUUCUCUAACGUGUACGUUGCCAUGGUGAUGAUCAGCAGCAUGGGAAUCAUCUCCAUGAGUAUCUGCUACUGCCCCUACGCUCUGCUGGGACAGUAUCACGAAAUGAAGAAGUACAUCCAGCACAGUCCUGGAAACUCCCGCAGAGGAUUUGGUAUUGACUGCGCCAUCUUGUCCUGCCAAGUGUACAUCAGUCAGAUCCUGGUGGCCUCCGCUCUGGGCCCCCUAGUGGAAGCUGUCGGUAGUGUUCGUGUCAUCCCCAUUGUGGCGUCCGGGGGCUCCUUCCUGGGGUUUUUGACCGCCUGCUUCCUGGUUAUUUACCCGACUCCAAACAACGGGGAGGCAGAUUCAGCCAAAGCUUCAGAGAAACAGGCCUUGACCACGCUGGAAAACCCCAGCGGCUGUGAAGGAGCCGUUGCCGUGGCGAUGGAGAAGCCCAGCUUCCUGAAGCUGACCAAGGGGGGCCAGGCCGCGGUCACCACCUCCUCCAGUCACUCGGAGACAGAGUCCGCUCUGUGACGGAUCUGCUGGACCAGAGCUGAGAGGCUGAAAUGACCUGGUAUCAUCAAACCCACCGGUCUGCUGUGGGACCGGACCAGCAGGUCCAGCUGGACCUGCACUGGUCUCAAUUCUGCUGUAGCAUCAGUCCAUCAUGGAGAGUCUCAGAGGAAAGCUCGUGUCUCAGGGCCUUCAGGAAGAGUUUCUGAGCGACUGUGGAGGACGUCAGUCCGACUCCGCCUGGAGACGAACAUCCGAAUGAUCCAGAAGGACGAAUAAGCUGCAAUCCUCAGAAUAACCUGAAAUCCGUCUUCCCGUCUGUGGAUCCAGCCUCGGACGCUGACCGACGCACCAAAACCAGCGGACGACCCUCCAGACUUUCACUCUGUCUGCAAUAGUAGCUUUAAGGUUUACAGACUUUUAAUGGGGGGUGGGGGGUAGAUUAGAUCCUGGUCCAAACAGGACAGACCACCACCCCUCCCCCCAAACCAACAUGGAUCCUUUCAGAUUCCGGUUUGCUCCGAGUCCAAACGAUCCGCUGCAUGUUGGAUGAAACCAAACGUCUCGUCUUCGUCUCCACGUUCGCUCACAAUCAUCGGUUUGAACUUUUUGAGUUUGAAAAACGCAAAGAACUUUCUGCACAAAACUACCUUAAUAGUUUGGUUCUGAUGGUUCUGUUGGGCCAGCUGGGAUUCCCGGAUGGAGGACGAUGUUUUGAAGAAUCAGUUUCAUAUGAAAGCUUUGAUCUUUGCUGAAGUUCAAGACAUCAAAUCUGAAAACGUUCUGAAAACGUCGAGGUUCCGGGUGGAUCUGGACUCUCUCCUGCAGAACCCGGUUUGGACUCUGCACACUCGGCCCCGCCUCAGGACCUGGCUCGGUUCUGCUGCACUUUUGGCUCCGCCCAAAGGGGGUGGUGUUUGGAAGACACACCUCUUCCAUCUCUGACCAACCACACACCUUCAUUAGCAAUGACACGGCGAGUGCGACAUGAUGGGGGCGGAGCUUCAAUCAGGCACUUUGAACAUUCAUGCAUGGGGUGGGGGUGGGGGGCAGGAGUGGAUUAUCCUAAAGCUUUUAUCAAUAAGCAAUAAUCGAUCGAUGCGUCUGAUUGGUUCAGAGUUUUGGUUGUUUUUUUCUCCACAUUUGAAGGAUUUACGGCGUUAAAGUCAAACAUUUGAGUUUGUGUUUUUACAGAGAAAAAUACUGAGUUUGGAUUUAAAAACACGGCUUCUUCUGACGUUUUAAGACUUCUGUUUCACAAAAUAGAAAGUUAGAAGUUUCAUUAUUUCAGGCAGAUAAAAUCGUCAUUCUGAUUGUAGUCUCCAGUGUUUAGCGGGACUCUGGGCGUGUCCGGCGUGCAUGUGUGGAACACCAAAGUCUCCUCAUAGGUCACAGAUUUACUCCAAAUGCAUGCUGGGAUUGAAAUGUUUUAUUUUUGUUUGAUUUCUGAAACUUGCUCCUAAUAGCUGAAGCGUUUCCUGGAAACUGGCGUUUGGUUUUCUACACUUUUGCACAAGCAUCAGGCAGCAUUGAUGGAGCAGACGGAGCGUUCGAACCCUCACAGGAUGUGGAAGCGUUUGAUGAGAAAGUUUGUUUGUGGAGGUUGUUGUUUGAAUGGCCGCUCGGCCUGCUGGGAGAUUGAGUUCUUAACCUUUUGAUUCCAUCUGCUGACUUGAAAUGUAAAGAUGAAUGUGAGUCGAUUUCUGCUGAAACCUCUCAGUUUGGACAUUGCACAGCGGUUUCACUCUAAGAGGAAAUCUCAGUUUAGUUACAGACAGAAACGAAAUCUGGACGUUUGUUUGUCCAGAAAGGACACGUUUGCAAUGAAAGCUUUUAUUUGCUGUUACAGGAAGAACUGGACGAGCCGACUCGAGCAGACUUGAGCUGACUCGACCAGAUUCGAGCAGACUUGAGCCGACUCGGCCGGACUCGAGCCGACUCGAGCUGACUGGGCUAGAUUUGGACCAGCUCGAGCUGACUUGGCCCGACUCGCCCAGACUCGAGUCGACUCGAGCCAACUUGGGCUGCUUUGACUGGACUCGGGCUGACUCGAUUGGACCCGGACCAAAUCGACCGCACUUGGGCAGACUCGAGCGUUCCGGUGUCGUCUUCGCUGUGCUCCGGUUUACACUCAGAACUCGCCGGUCUUGGUUUCUGAAAGUGUCUUUAUCGCUCCUCGCUGCAGACGGAGUUUGCACUUUGGUGAUCAGUCUGAAUGUUUCUGGCGUCCCGUUGGUCUGGACGCCGUCCUCACCGUCACAUGACACUUCCUCCGACGGCGGUGGAGGAGAGACAUGCCUAAAUACUUUAAUGUUCAUAGAGAUUCAAUCAAGAGUAUUUAAAGAAUGGGAAAUCUGUGCAGUGGACUGUAUGAAUCCAUAUAUUAUGCCUUGUUUUUGAGAAAAAAAGAUGUAAAUAUUCCUUUUUCUUUUAGUUUCUUCUGUUUUGCUGCUAUAAAAAGAUGAAUAUUUUUGUUAGUAGUUCUGUUUUCUAUACAUAGAAUGUACAUAGAAAGAUCUCUAAGUUAUAUAAAUGCUUGAGCCUUCAUAAGUAGGACUCUGAAUGAACACUGUAUGACUCGCACCUUUGAAAUCUGAAGUAAAAUUUAAAAAACAAUUUUUUGUUUUUAACUUUUGUUAAAUACAAAUGUUUGAGUUUGAGGGAAAAACUGGGAGAUUCAAUGUUACAUCUUAAUAAAAUGCUGAAAAAGUCUCAA
Oryzias melastigma (Indian medaka) is the source of this 6123-nucleotide messenger RNA. RefSeq names its product solute carrier family 45 member 4. Gene Ontology annotation, molecular function: sucrose:proton symporter activity. The transcript has 16 exons. NCBI's taxonomy places the organism in Eukaryota, Metazoa, Chordata, Actinopteri, Beloniformes, Adrianichthyidae. Gene Ontology annotation, cellular component: membrane. Gene Ontology annotation, biological process: transmembrane transport. Bases 810 to 3428 code for a protein of 872 amino acids. The record is from RefSeq and is a predicted model, not a curated record.